CUCUCUAAAGAAGGGCCAGAGGCUAUUCACACAAAGAAGGAAGCCAGAAUCCAUUAGCAAAGAUGUCUGAACUGGAAACUGCAAUGGGAAUGAUCAUUGAUGUCUUUGACAAGUAUUCUGGGGCUGAAGGCAAUAAGCAAACCCUCACCAAAGGAGAACUAAAGACCCUCCUGGAAAAAGAGCUACCCAACUUCCUCUCGUCCGGGAAAGAUAAGGAAGCUGUUGACAAACUCUUCAAGGGUCUGGAUGAAAAUGGAGAUUCUGAAGUAGACUUCAAUGAAUUUGUCAUCUUUGUGGCAGCCAUGACUUGCUGCUGUCAUAAAUAUUUUGAGCAGAAAGGACCCAAAUAAUAUAAAACACUCAUAAGAAGCUGGUCUUUUGCUGUAUUCCAUAUGCUAAUGUUAUUGCUAGCUUUAUUUGAUACAUAUACUGAAAUACUGUUUAAUCAUACUCUGUUUACUCCCUGUCUUGCAUGUUAAGUUUCUCUUCCUUCAAAUAAAAUGCUAUUUUUAGCAUU
Malaclemys terrapin pileata is the source of this 517-nucleotide messenger RNA. RefSeq names its product S100 calcium binding protein P (gene S100P). The coding region runs from base 63 to 350 and encodes 95 amino acids. Gene Ontology annotation, molecular function: calcium ion binding; transition metal ion binding. The transcript has 2 exons. Gene Ontology annotation, cellular component: extracellular exosome; cytoplasm. Gene Ontology annotation, biological process: endothelial cell migration. NCBI's taxonomy places the organism in Eukaryota, Metazoa, Chordata, Testudines, Emydidae. The record is from RefSeq and is a predicted model, not a curated record.